AUGGGUGAUCACGGGGCCACCUCUCCGCUCCAGUGGACCCUGUGUUGGAAGGCAACAGACACAGCUGAAGCUGGUGCCCCUUCUGGCCGCCAUCUGGACACAGCCCCAGCUGUCUCCGGUGACGCUGCUCUGCUACAGAGCUUCGUGGCACACCCCAACUGCCAGCAGCAGCUGCUGACGAUCUGGUAUGAGAACCUGUCGGGCCUGAGGGAGCAGACUAUCGCUGUAAAGUGCCUGGUGGUGGUGGCUGUGGCCCUGGGUCUGCCCCUGCUGGCUGUGGGUUACUGGUUCGCCCCUUGCAGUCGGCUGGGCAAUGCUUUGCGCAGCCCCUUUAUGAAGUUUGUGGCCCAUGCCGCCUCCUUCAUCAUCUUCCUGUGCCUGCUGUUGUUCAACGCAUCGGACCGCUUCGAGGGAAUCCGCACCAUGCCAAACGUGACCGUCACUGACCACCCCAUGCAGAUCUACCGGGUCAAGACCACUGAAUUCAGCUGGACUGAGAUUCUCAUCAUGGUCUGGGUCACAGGGAUGAUGUGGUCUGAGUGUAAGGAACUGUGGACUGAGGGGCCAAGGGAAUACAGCCAGCAGCUGUGGAACGUUCUGGACUUCGGCAUGCUCUCAAUCUUCAUCGCCGCUUUCACUGCCCGGUUCUUCGCCUUCCUCCAGGCCACCAGAGCCCAGCAGUACGUCAACGAAAAGAUCCACGCUACCGAUCUCUCCCUAGUGACCCUACCCCCAGAGGUCAAAUACUUCACCUACGCGAGGGACAAAUGGCUGCCGUCAGACCCCCAGCUGAUCUCAGAAGGACUAUACGCCAUCGCCGUGGUGCUGAGCUUCACACGCAUCGCUUACAUCCUGCCGGCUAACGAGAGCUUCGGACCGCUCCAGAUCUCCCUGGGCCGCACUGUCAAAGACAUCUUCAAGUUCAUGGUCCUGUUCAUCAUGGUCUUCCUGGCGUUCAUGAUUGGCAUGUUUAUCCUCUAUUCUUACUACUUGGGUGCCAAGGUCAACCCGGCAUUCACCACGGUGGAGGAGAGCUUCAAGACUCUGUUCUGGUCUAUAUUUGGGCUGUCAGAGGUGUCCUCCGUGGUGCUCAAAUACAACCACAAGUUCAUUGAGAACAUCGGCUACGUGCUCUACGGAAUCUACAACGUGACCAUGGUGGUGGUGUUGCUCAACAUGCUGAUCGCCAUGAUCAACAGCUCCUAUCAAGAGAUCGAGGAUGACGCGGACGUGGAGUGGAAGUUUGCGCGCUCCAAACUGUGGCUGUCCUACUUUGACAAUGGCAAGACGCUGCCUCCUCCCUUCAGCAUCGUUCCAACUCCCAAGUCCUUUUACCACCUCAUCAGGUGGAUAGUUGGCAUGCUGCAUUGCCGACGACGAAGCCUGAAGAAGGACGUAGAGCUGGGAAUGGACAGUUCGAAGUCCAGGCUCAAUCUCUUCACCCAGUCCAACCUGCGCAUAGCAGAGUCCCACAGUUUUAACAGCAUCCUGAACCAACCCACUCGCUAUCAGCAAAUCAUGAAAAGACUCAUAAAACGCUACGUGUUGAAAGCACAAGUGGACAAAGAAAACGACGAGGUCAAUGAAGGUGAGCUGAAAGAAAUCAAGCAGGACAUCUCCAGUCUACGGUAUGAACUCCUGGAAGACAAGUCUCGGGCUACAGAGGAGCUGUCCUUUCUUAUCCAGAAACUGAGUGAGAAACUGAAGCUAGGCCCUACAACACGCUUCUACGAGUGAACCCACCUCCACCCCACAGUACAACCAAGCAGCCAACAUCCAAGCAUUUCUCCACAUACUCCACAGCACCCCCUGGCUAGGUUGUUUUGUAAAAGUCUUCUCUUUGCAAAUCAAAUCAAAGUGUAUUUGUCACAUGAGCCAAAUACAACCUUACAGUGAAAUGCUUACUUACAAGCCCUUAACCAACAGGUUUGCAUGAAGUUAGUAUUAACAGACAAGAACAGCACAAGUGAAGGCAACAGCAAAAAGGAUUGUUGCCUCACUAUUUUGGUGUACGGAGAAGUUGCCCUGAGACUGAUCUUGUGUCAGUUAAGCAUUUUCCCACUAAUGGUUAAGAUUAGGAUUGCGAGAGGGGAAGCUGAUCCUAGAUCUGUACCCAAAUGAAACUUUACCCCAGAGCCAUUAUUUUACAUUAAGACAAAAAUGGUGUUACUGUUAUAGAUAUUUAUAUAUCAUUACUUAUUAACAUAUUUUAAGUAAAUGGUUGUUUAGUACUGGUUUUAUCUGUUUCUUUCUCUCGUUAUAGAUUUAUAACCAAGCAGUAGGAUUAUUUGACAAUAUUUCCUCAUAAAUUCUCUCAUAAGAUAAUCAAGUCAUUGAUUAAUGUCAUUAUUAUGUUUGUUCCUGAAAUCCACCUAGUUGCAAAGCACCUUUUAUUUUCUACGUAAACACUGUUCUUGUUGCUCUAGUGCUAUGGCUAUUUUGGGGUUCUUACAUUGUGUGUUUUAAAGUUGUGUCCAGCCGUGGUCCUGGAGAGUGUACAUCAGAAUACCGUAAACAGUACAAGGGGAUAUCCAAUGAUCUACAGUACAUUUGGAACGUAUUCAGAGCCCUUGACUUUUUACACAUUUUCUUACGUUACAGCCUACUUCUAAAAUUGCUGAAAUCGUUUCAGACGAUUGCUGAAAUUGUUUCAGACAAAACCCGUCAUCAAUCUACAAACAAUACCACAUAAUGACAAAGUAAUAACAGGUUUUUGGAUUUUUUGCAAAAAAACUCAUAUACAGGUAUAUAUAUUUUUUACAUACAGUACCAGUUAAAGGUAUGGACAAACCUGCUCAUUCAAGAGUUUUUCUUCAUUUUGACUAUGUUCUACAUUGUAGAAUAAUAGCGAAGACAUCAAAACUAUGAAAUAACACAUAUGGAAUCAUGUUGUAACCAAAAUAUUUUAUAUUUGAGAUUCUUCAAAGUAGCCACCCUUUGCCUUGAUGACAGCUUUGUACACUCUUGGCAUUCUCUCAACCAGCUUCACCUGGAAUGCUUUUCCAAUAGUCUUGAAGGAGUUCCCAUAUAUGCUGAGCACUUGUUGACUGCUUUUCCUUCACUCUGCAGUCCAACUCAUCCCAAACCAUCUCAAAUGGGUUGAGGUCUGGUUAAUGUGGAGGCCAGGUCAUCUGAUGCAAGACUCCAUCACUCUCCUUCUUGGUCAAAUAGCCCUUACACAGCCUGGAGGUGUUUGGUGUUGAAAACAAAUGAUAAGUCCCACUAAGCGCAAACCAGCUGUUGAGAUGUGUCUGUUACUUGAACUCUGUGAAGCAUUUAUUUAGGCUGCAAUCGGAGGUGCAGUUAACUCUAAUUCAUUUGUCCUCUGCAGCAGAGGUAACUCUGGGUCUUACAUUUACAUUUACAUUUAAGUCAUUUAGCAGACGCUCUUAUCCAGAGCGACUUAUCCUGGCGGUCCUCUUGAGAGCCAGUUUCAUCAUAGCGCUUGAUGGUUUUUGCGACGACUGCACUUGAAGAAACUUUCAAAGUUCUUUAAAGUUUCCACAAUGACUUACCUUCAUGUCUUAAAGUAAUGCUGGACUGCCAUUUCUCUUUGCUUAUUUGAGCAGUUCUUGCUAUAAUAUGGACUUGGUCUUUCACCAAAUAGGGGUGGUAUAUAGAAGAUAGCCCUAUCUUGUCACAACACAACUGAUUAGCUCAAAUGCAUUAAGAAAAAAAAUCCACAAAUUAACUUUUUACAAGGUACAUCUGUUAAUUGAAAUGCAUUCCAGGUGACUACAUCAUGAAGCUGUUUGAGAGAAUGCCAAGAGUGUGCAAAGCUGUCAUCAAGGCAAAGGAUGGCUACUUUGAAGAAUAAAAUAUUUGUUUAACAAUUUUUUGGUACCUACAUGAUUGCAUAUGUGUUAUUUUAUAGUUUUGAUGUAUUCACCAUUAUUCUACAAUGUAGAAAAGGUAACAAUAAAGAAAAAUGCUGGAAUACGUAGGUGUGUCCAAACUUUUGACUGGUACUGUAAGUGUUCACACCCUUUGCUAUGAGACUCGACAUUGAGCUCAGGUGCAUCCUGUUUCCAUUGAACAUUCAUGGUAUGUUUCUACAACUUGAUUGGAGUCCACCUGUGGUAAAUUCAAUUGAUUGGUCAUGAUCUGGAAAGGCACACACCUGUCUAUAUAAGGUCCCACAGUUGACAGUGCAUGUCAGAGCAAAAAGGUUGAAGGUCGAAGGAAUAGUCUGUAAAGAAGUUUGGAACCACUAAGGCUCUUCCUAGAGCUGGCUCCCGGGCCAAACUGAGCAAUCGGGGGAGAAGGGCCGUGGUGAGGGAUGUGACCAAGAACCUGAUGGGUUCCUCUGUGGAGAUGGGAUAACCUUCCAGAAGGACAACCAUUUCUGCAGCACUCCACCAAUCAGGCCUUAAAGGUAAAGUGGCCAGACGGAAGCCACUCCUCAGUAAAUGGCACAUGACAGCCUGCUUGGUGUUUGACAAAAGGCACCUAAAGACUCUCAGACCAUGUGAAACAAGAUUCUCUGGCCUGAUGAAACCAAGAUUGAGUACUUUGGCCUGACUGCCAAGUGUCACGUCUGGAGGAAACCUGGCACCAUCCCUACGGUGAAGCAUGGUGGUGGCAGCAUCAUGCUGUGGGGAUGUUUUUCAGUGGCAGGGACUGGCAGACCAGUCAGGAUUGAAGGAAAGAUGGAGCAAAGUACAGAGAUAUCCUUGAUGAAAACCUGCUCCAGAGUGCUCAGGAUCUCAGACUGGGGCGAAGGUUCACCAUCCAACAGGACAAUGACCCUAAGCACACAGCCAAAACAACACAGGAGUGGCUUCAGAACAGGAGUGGCUUCCAGCCAGAGCCCGGACUUGAACCCGAUCGAACAUCUCUAGAGAGACCUGAAAACGGCUGUUCAGCGAUGCUCCCCAUCCAACCUGACAGAGCUUGAGAGGAUCUCCAGAGGAUAAUGGGAGAAACUCCCCAAAUAUAGGUGUGCCAAGCUUGUAGUGUCAUACCAAACAAGGCAUGAGGCUGUAAUCGCUGCCAAAGGUGCUUCAACAUAGUACUGAGUAAAGGGUCUGAAUACUUAUGUAAAUGUUAUAUUUCAGUUUUUUUGCGAAAGUUUCUAAAAACAUGUUUUUGCUUUGUCAUUAUUGUGUAGAUUGAUGAGGGGGAUUAACUUUCAUCCAUUUUAGAAUAAGGCUAUAACGUAACAAAAUGAGGAAAAAGUCAAGAGGUCUCAAAACUUUCCAAAUACACAGUAUAUAAACUCUGGAUUGCUGAUGAUAAGAGACUUUGAAGCCACCAUUCAGCCAUAUUGGUACUCCCCAGUAGAAGCAGUCCUCCAGAGGAAUGAAUGGAAUGCUACAGUAUUUCAAAUAAGUGUUUCAAGGACAAAAUUACAUGCAUUUAAGUCUUCUUUUGUUGUAGUGGGGACAGUAACAUUUAAAAAAAUAUAUAUAUAUAUUUUUAUUUGUUUAUUUAUUUUUAGCUCACAUAUUAUAAUUUGAAAGCAUGCAUUAAGAAUAAACGUGGCAAAAACAAAUGUAGACAUUAAUAAAUGCAUUUCUAUACCUUCCAAAAUAUUUGUUACAAUGGUGGGGGAUUGCCAAGAUGGAGUCAUUGGACAUAACAUAAAGCCUGCAACACUUUCAUAAGAUGUACAUUAAGAUUCAGAAAUGCUUAUGGCAACAACCACAGUGUUGUCAUUGCGUACUAUCCCUACUAGGUACUGUUUUAGGCGUGUAAUUAGAGCAUACCCUUUCAAAAAAGUACAACUAUGUACCUGAACUCAAUGUAAGCAUUUGUAAUAGAUCGUUAAGAACAAAGUAAUUCUAACAUGAUCAAAGAUCAUGUAACAGCGAUCUGACAUUAUCAAAGAUCAUGUAACAGCCAUGUAAUGUUAUCAAAGGGUUAUACAGUAGUUGUCAUUCCAUCCUAGAUGGGACUUGGUUAAGCAUUCCUCUCAGGUCAAAUGUGAUGAAUUCUAUAUAACACAUUCUUAUAUUCUAUGAUAUAACACAUACUUUUAUGUGGGUCUCAUCAUUUCUUUUAAAUGACACAUCCUGCAUUUAUGCCAAAUGCACCAUACAAGGCUAUGUCCAAUACAUUGCCAACUCAUUGAUAGAGGUGCUUGUGUGGGUAAACCUAUUUUCUCUGUGUAGCCCUGAUGUGAAACUGUGGAUAGAAAGUGGAAAAUUGCCUCUUCGGGACCAGAUUUGGUUUACACUUAAGCAUUUAUUGGUAUAAUAAACAGCUUUAGAUUUCCUUAAUGAUCUAUGCAGGAUAUACCAUUCCUUUCGUCUGAUAUCUAUAUUGUAAUUAUACUAGGGAACAGAAACAUGCAUUUGAUUUAUAUAUUGUAUUUCAUAGGAUGUUCUUAGACACUGUAAAUAAAGUUUAUUCUAGCUCAAUAACUAACAUUUCAGUCAUGGUGGAAUUUUCUCUUUUUAAUUAUCUAUUUUUGAGUAGAACAGAAAUAAUUGAAAGCGAAUGUUUGUAUGCAUAUGAAAAUCGAUAGCUGCUGUGUAAUAAAAAAGGCUUGAGAUAAGCAAUGGAAACCUCAUACAAUAUAUCUCAUAACACAAUAUGUAAUAUUAUCAGAGACCUCUCCACUCAUUUUGGAUAGACGCACCAACUAUUUCUUGGGGACAAGCUUACAUCAUCAUUUUUUUGUUACAAUAGGAUAUUCUUCACAUUUAAGCUAUGUAUUUUCAUAUACCCAUAUAUAUGAUUUUAUUUUGAUGGCUAUAAUUACAUAAUUGUAUAUUGAGAUGAUCUAGAAACUAUACGGUGAUGCAUAUUUUUAACCUGUUUUCUAUAUAAAAUAACUUUG
Molecule: messenger RNA, 6784 nt
Organism: Oncorhynchus nerka (sockeye salmon)
Lineage: Eukaryota; Metazoa; Chordata; Actinopteri; Salmoniformes; Salmonidae
Product: short transient receptor potential channel 3
Exons: 10
Coding region: 1-1737 (578 amino acids)
Biological process (GO): regulation of cytosolic calcium ion concentration; calcium ion transmembrane transport; single fertilization
Cellular component (GO): plasma membrane; cation channel complex
Molecular function (GO): inositol 1,4,5 trisphosphate binding; store-operated calcium channel activity
Source: RefSeq, a predicted model, not a curated record